Symbiodinium natans is the source of this 576-nucleotide messenger RNA. Lineage: Eukaryota; Dinophyceae; Suessiales; Symbiodiniaceae. The record is from the annotation of a GenBank genome assembly.
AUGGCGCCCGCGGGUGACGGCGUGCGCCUGCCCUCCUUGGGUACGUCCGCCUCGGCGGCAGCGCUGCCGAAACCAGGGGGUGGCGAAGCGGAAGUUCCACGAGCCGCGAGCCAAACUGAGCUGCGGUCGCAGUCCAAGCCGGCGCGUUCCAGCACAAAGCCCAAGAGUGGCCUGGUGUCCGUCAAGUUCCGCGGCGACCACGGCAUCUCCUUCGAGGGCACGCGCGUUUCGCACUCGGUGCUGCAGGAAGCCAAGUCAUCACUCCCCAAGUCUCCCUUUCAUCACCCAGCGAGCAUCAUGAACCUCCUCGUGGGCUCUUAUGACAGCGACGAGGAGGAGGCUCCACCUCAAGGAGAACUGCCGCGGCCGCUGGAUCUCCAGUCGAAGCUGGUCGUGCCGGCCAAGUGUGAGGAGGUUACGCCGUCCUUCGAUCCUGAGCCCCAGGAGGAGUUUGACUCCGGACUCCAUGACCCAGAAUGCGAGUGCGAGCAUUGCGCCAUGCUGAUGUUGAGGUUCAUGGCCAAGAACCUUCAGACAAAAGGCAUCCGCUUUAAGCCCAGCGAGCGUAGCAGCUAA